UUUCUUCAUUAUUUCAUGGUUGCCGACAUGACUUUCCAAAUACGUGUAUUAACCGCAAUAAAUAAAUAGUUCUUAUAAAAAGUAAGAUGACGUGUCAUGUAUUGCUCAUCAAUAAAGUAACGCUUUUUCAUUUUAUUUCCAUUGACCGACACAACAAACAACACGUUCUCUCUCAUUUUUCUUCUUCUCCGAUCAAUCUAGGGUUUACUCUCACCGGCGACGAACAAUGAUCCACCUCCUUUACACAGUGAUCUUCGCCGAAAUGGCACUGAUCCUUCUCCUCCUCUUCAAAACUCCUCUCCGAAAGCUAAUCAUCCUCACCUUCGAUCGAAUCAAACGUGGCCGUGGUCCCGUCGUCGUCAAAACCAUAGGAACCACCGUAUUCGUCGUUCUCUUGUCGAGUAUCUACAGUUUGGUUAAUAUCCAACGCCGAUCUGAAGAUGGUGCUGUUCUUAAUCCCACUGAUCAAGUCCUUGCGUCUAAGCAUCUUCUCGAAGCUUCUCUUAUGGGGUUUGUGUUGUUUCUCUCGCUUAUGAUUGAUAGACUACACCAUUACAUUAGAGAGCUUCGUUUGUUGAGGAAGACAAUGGAGACUGCAAAGAAGCAGAACAGAGGUUUUGAGGAUGGGAAAACCACAAGUGGGGAGGAAGUGAAAGCGCUCGGGGAAGAGAUCGCGGCGUUAAAAGCGAAGAUAAAGACGUUAGAAUCGGAGAGUGAAAGUAAAGGCAAAGAAUUGAAAGGUGCACAAGGUGAAACAGAGGCUUUGAGAAAGCAAGCUGAUGGGUUUCUUAUGGAGUAUGAUAGGUUGCUUGAGGAUAAUCAGAAUUUGAGGAACCAGUUGGAGUCUAUUGGGCAUAGUCCUGAGGGAAAGAAGGGUAUGUAAGAGUAAAAACUAAGGAUUCUGUUUUGUAGAGAACAAAGUAACUAUAGGAAAUGUGGUUUUACUGAUUUUUGCUUCAUGUAAUAUGCAAUAUCGUCUCCUCUUUUGAAUGUAUUUUACUAUUAUAUUGCAAUCUAGUAAGUUUGGAACAACAUGAUUCACCUAAGUUUUCCAUUAGAGAAAAUGAGUGCGAACAAAGAGGAAGGAGGUAUGGUAAUGUUUUACAAUCAAGAACACAAGAACA
Messenger RNA from Arabidopsis thaliana (thale cress), 1124 nucleotides. Its product is annotated as B-cell receptor-associated 31-like protein. The coding region runs from base 227 to 883 and encodes 218 amino acids. The transcript is spliced from 2 exons. The record is from RefSeq and is marked reviewed. Gene Ontology annotation, biological process: endoplasmic reticulum to Golgi vesicle-mediated transport; intracellular protein transport. Gene Ontology annotation, cellular component: endoplasmic reticulum membrane; membrane; endoplasmic reticulum. NCBI's taxonomy places the organism in Eukaryota, Viridiplantae, Streptophyta, Magnoliopsida, Brassicales, Brassicaceae.